Molecule: messenger RNA, 2277 nt
Organism: Aspergillus calidoustus
Lineage: Eukaryota; Fungi; Ascomycota; Eurotiomycetes; Eurotiales; Aspergillaceae
Source: the annotation of a GenBank genome assembly
AUGGCAAACUCCAGGCUCAGCCUGGCCCUUGUCGGGACUUUUGUUGUGGCUAUUGUAUUGCUGCAAGUGAGCUCGAUCAUCUAUGGUUCCCAUCAAGGUCCUGUAUUCCAAGUCAAAUCGCAAUGGGAUGAUCGAUCGUCGGGCUACGUUGGGGAUGAUAGCAUUCACUUACUAGGGGCUGGUAAAGCGGACAUCACCGGACCUGUUGUGGAGAUAGGGUUUGGUGGCUAUGCGGACCUCGACCAAGUUGGGACGGGCCUGCGUCAAAGGAUUCAUUCGCGGGCCUUUAUUGUCGCAAAUCCUAACAAUCUGGAGGAUACCUGGAUCUAUAUAGUCCUGGACACUCUUACAGGUGACACAGGGGUACGUCACGCGGUCCUACAAGGACUUGCCAAUCUCGGCAGCGAGUACUCACGAUAUGGCGACCGCAAUCUCGCCCUCACCGGAACCCAUUCUCACUCAGGUCCAGGCGCCUGGUUCAACUACCUCCUUCCUCAAAUUCCUAAUAAAGGAUUCGAUAGACAGAGCUUUAACGCUAUUGUGGAUGGUGUCAUUCUCUCAAUACGGAGAGCUCAUGAGAACCUUGCGCCAGGACGACUUACAUACGGAACUAUCAACGUCGAAGAUGCGAACAUCAACAGAAGCCCGUAUUCAUACGAUGCAAAUCCUGAAGAGGAAAGGGCACGGUACCCUUCCAAUGUGGAUACGGAGUUGACUCUCCUAAGGUUUGACCGGGAAAAAGACAACAAAACAAGUGCUGUCUUGACAUUUUUCCCUGUUCACGGCACCUCACUCUACGGCAAUAACACGCUAGUCACUGGAGAUAACAAAGGUGUCGCUGCCUGGCUUUUUGAGAGGAGUGCAAGGGGUAAUUCCAAAUUUACGGAUGACUUCGUGGCGGGCUUCUCCCAGUCCAGUGUUGGCGAUACCUCCCCUAACGUUCUGGGAGCUUGGUGUGAAGAUGGAUCUGGCGAACAAUGCCAGUAUUCUGAUAGCACCUGCGGCGGACAAGCCUCACCGUGCCAUGGGCGUGGCCCGUUUUUCCGGGAAGCAGAUGAAGGUGCGAAGAGCUGCUUCGAGAUUGGACGCCGGCAGUACGCCGCAGCCGAGGAGUUGUACGGACAGAUGGACACCGACGCCAUACAGAUCCGCAGUAGCUCUCAAAUCAGUUCCUUCCACUUGUUUGAGAACCUCGACGGUUACACUUUCCAGUCUCCUUUCAAUUCUAGCAUUUUAUCCACAUGCUCGGCGGCACUUGGAUUUUCAUUUGCUGCGGGCACCACAGAUUGGCCUGGCUACUUCGACUUUACUCAGAACGACACAACUCCUGCGGAGCGUAAUCCGCUGUGGUAUAUUGCCCGCGCCUUUCUUCACCAGCCCACGCCAGAGCAAAAGACGUGCCAAGAACCCAAAGACAUCCUUUUAGAUGUCGGAGAGGUUGGCCUACCGUAUGCCUGGACGCCCAACGUGGUAGACAUCCAGCUUCUGCGUAUAGGACAGUUGAUGGUAGUGAUUUCGACAAGCGAGGUGACAACCAUGGCUGGGCGACGGUGGAAAGAAGCAAUCGCAAAGUCGGCUAGCGAUGUGCUGUCGAUCUCUGAUCCUCUGGUUGUCCUAGGCUCCCCAGCCAACAGUUAUGCGCAUUACGUGACAACCGAAGAGGAGUAUGGGAGACAACGCUACGAGGGAGCUUCGACUCUGUAUGGGCCCAACACGCUAGCAGCCUACGUCAAUUUGACGCUCACUUACCUCUCGUAUCUUGGCGAGUCUGCGCAAGGAGACUAUCCUGAGCCAAAUGGGAUCGAACCGCCAAUCAACACGGACAAGUCGCUAAGUUUUAUCCCUUCCGUCGUGUACGAUGGCCGUCCACUAGGCAAAUCAUACGGUGAUGUUAUCACAUCUGCUGGGAAGGCAGAAUAUCAUCCAGGAGACAUAGUGACUGCGAAAUUUAUCGGAGCUAAUCCGAGAAACAAUCUACGGUCAGACUCUACCUACGCGGCAGUCGAGCGACGAAAUCCAGACACGGGAGACUGGGAGACAGUGCGAACUGACAGCGAUUGGAAUCUCGUUUACCGAUGGACUAGGACUAAUACCAUUUUGGGGCACAGCGAUGUCACUCUAGAAUGGGAAAUCGAGAACGAUUUCUAUCUUGCUGGUAGCCCUAGCCCGCUGCAGGAAGGAACCUAUCGAUUCCAUUAUUACGGCGAUGCGAGAGGCAUCACUGGGAGAAUCGAAGCAUUCGAGGGCGUCGAUGAGCCUUUUACGAUUGUUAUCUGA